Acanthocheilonema viteae is the source of this 2991-nucleotide messenger RNA. The record is from the annotation of a GenBank genome assembly. NCBI's taxonomy places the organism in Eukaryota, Metazoa, Nematoda, Chromadorea, Rhabditida, Onchocercidae.
AUGAGUAAACAUCAACGUCGAAAAGGAAAUGCUCAGGCAGCAAGCAGUGCCCAUGCUGCAGAGUUAUUGGCCAAUUCCGGAUAUACACUUCAGAUUGUAACAUUUGGUGAUUGUGAACCAUUUACAUCAACUUCAUUGGAGAAUCGCGGCACAGAUGAAGACCACUUUGAUGCUGAAAUCCAAAUUGCUUUAAGAAAAACUAUAAAGAGGGAUUCACAGACUCGUGAAAAGGGACUGAAAGAAUUGAGACGACUGAUUGAUGAAAUAGGGUUCGACGAUAUCCGAAAAAGCUUCAAACAUUUUGCUGCCUUAUUUCCCAGACUAGCUCUUGAUACGACCGCAACAAUAAGAUCUAAUGUGGUCCGUGUCUUAGGAGACUAUAUCAAAAAGCUGCAAAAAAACUGUGAAUCACAUCUAAAAAAGGUUUUACCCUAUGUGAUAUUAAUGAUGCACGAUAGUUAUUCCCAAGUGGUCAAUGAAUCAAAAAACAUGCUAAUUGAUUGUUUCCCGAAUGGUAAAUAUGAUGUUAUUAUAGAAAUGUUCAAGGAACAAGUAUGUGGAAUAUCCAUUGAAUUUAUUAGUGGCAAACAUCCACUGUUAACUAGAUUUGAGGGAGAGGAGAUUGAAGAAGAGCGUUUUGUGAGACUUGCUUCGCAAAGCUUGCAUUACCUUCAUUGGGCUUGUUCACAGACUCUUAGCGACGAACAGCGUAAUCGGAUACUUGAAUUUUUUAGUAAUCCAGCACACAGACGAUUAAUAUCAUCGUCUGCACAGGUUGUUAGUGCAACAAUGAUCCUAGCAAAUGGUGUAAGAACAUUACCUGGUGGAUGGGAGGCAGUAUUAAAAAGUGCCAUACCGAAUGCGGCAUUAAGCCAUCUGGACGACCCUGACAGAAGUGUCGGUCGCGCAUCUGCUGCUCUCAUUCUUGAAAUGGCCAAGGCAGACGUGCUAUUUCAUGUAUUGGAUAUUGAUAAUGCUGUGAUACGUCGCGUCAUAUCAUUGAUAAGCCGGAAGAAAAACUUUUGGAAUCACAUCUCAACUAUGUUAGUGCCUGUAAUAAAAGCAGUGCUUGAAGAGAAGUCGGUGGUUGAAGGUCGAGAGCUCCUGGACAAAAUACUGAAUGCUUUUUUUGAUGGGAUGCCUUGGAAUCUGUCAUUUCCGAGUGUUGCUUGGGUGAAUACUUUUGCAGAAUUCAUAGAAUUUGGAAUUUGGUGGAUCAUGAAAUGGUGUAUCAAUGAUUUGAAUAAUGUUAUGGAUGAAUUUGUUGAAAAGAUAUGGAUUGCGACAAAGUACACUUUGAAGUGGAAUGACAAAUCAUUAGUCAAGAAAAUGGCGCAUUUGCCAGAACGUAUUUUCAAUAGAUGGUUCCAAAAUUCGCAGAUUGCAUAUAGGCUACAUCGCAAAAUUCAGAAGCGUCUUUUGGAUGAGCUUCCAUCUACAGAACCAAUAAUCGAGGAGCUAUUUUGUGACGGAGUGAAGCCAGUUUGGUCUGAUUUUACAGCGCAGUUACUUAGAAAUGCGCAUGCUAGUCAGAAAUUAGUUUAUAAUGUAAUGGAAAAAUGUAAUGAUGAUAUACUGGAACACAUCAGUUCUCAAGUUGAUCUCUGCCAAGCUAUUUCGAGCAAAAUUGAUUGGAAUGAUGCUGAAGACAUUGCAUUACUUAUGUUAAUGUUACUGAUGAAAUUCGCGGCGAAAUUUGAGAAGCAGAUCACCGAGUUUUAUGAGGCAAAUGACGAACUAACAUCUAUAAGAUUUUUGAUUGCUUUUGGAUUGCUAGAUAAGGAAAGAUAUUCCGCAUCUCAUUUUAUUGAUGACGAUCUACUGCUUAUAAGAGCUAUGCGAUUUUGUGUUCAUAAAGCAGAUCUAAAACGCUGGAACAUUCUUAUGGAUAUUGCUGCAUCAUUUCCUUAUUUUGAAACCGUUUUGCAGCAAGUUUUGGAAGAGGAUCAGAUAGACCAACAGCUAUUAAUAGCACUAUUAAACAAACGAGGACGAGAGAUUUCUGAACACUUGCGGAGUAAACUCGUUGAUCAUAUUGUUGAACAAUUUUUCGAAACAGAAGAAUCAUCUUCAGGUGUGAUUCAAUCUGAUUAUUUGAAAGUUAUAAACGAAACAGUUGAAGUAAUGAUUUCAUCCAGUGUUGAUAUGAAAUCAGUAGCACAAACUAUUACCAGCAAAAUUAAAUCGACCAACUUACUCCAGUUUGACUCUGGUAUUGAAAUUGCGACGAUAAUUGCUGCUUCAUUGCCAUCAUCAUCUGCCACUUAUUUUUUUAUUAACUGUACCGAUUUGGUUAAUAACUUAUCAGAUCUUGAUAAAAAGUAUGCCUUAGAAAUAAUGGAUGCGCAGGAAUGUCUUGCUUUGCCAAUAGUUAAAUCGCUGCUUAGUGAAAAUAUGGAUAAUAAUUCCACAUUGUUAUCUCAUCUCAGUUAUGCUGUAUUUAUAAUGAAAUAUCUCGACACAGCACUUGAGAAGCACAUCGGAUAUUGUAUGGCAAGCUUCCUUUAUGCUAUUGCUAUAUCAUCAUUAGCAUCCAUAAAUACAAUAUGCACCGAGAGCCUCAUCGACAUAAGAACAAUCUUAAAAAAUUUGAUCAACAAGUUGAUUUUGGCAAAUGAACAACUUAUGGAAAACAUUCUUUCUGAAUGCAUUUCACUAAUUGCCAAAGGAAAUGGAUCGUUAUGCUUGUUCCUUGCAAUGCGUUUUGUAGCAAACGGCUUAUGCGUGGAAAAGGUUAAAGCGUUGUUGAGAGCAUCUGCAAAGAACUUGAAUCCCUUUGGGAUUGCAUUUUGUUCCUCAACGCUUUACUUUCAAGAUGUAGAAAAAGAGUGUGACGACUAUUUUGACCCUCCUAUUGCUAUGAAAUACUGGAUAGAUUGUUUUGAAAUGGCAUCAUCUUUGAAAGAUUUAAUGAAUCCAGUGCGAGUACUUCUUCUGUUCAUGUUGGAGGGAUGCCCCAGGCUUGAUGAAUUUUUAUUCUCCCAUAGGUGA